UCGGUAUUUCCUCGUUAUCCGUUUUCCAGGUGGCAUUUGUUACUGAAGCCAUGGAGGUCGACACAGCUACAUGUCCUACUAAAGGCUUUUCGGCAAAAUCUAACUUUCUGCAGGUGUUUGCGUGGAUCGGGUUCCUCGUAUUGGUAGUUAUCUUCAUCAAAUUAAUUCUUUCUAUUCUAAAAGGCCUCUAUACAUGCGUUCUGGGACGAAUGCUCGGCAUGACCGUCGAUUGGAGACAACUAGGAAGAUGGGCAGUUGUUACUGGAGCAACAGAUGGAAUUGGAAAAGCAUAUGCUCAGGAGCUUGCUUUUCGAGGAUUUGACAUUAUUCUAAUCAGCAGGAAUCCAGAAAAACUUAAAAAUGUAGCCAAUGAAAUAGAAACUGUUUAUGGAGUUCAAACAAAAUGCAUUCCAAUAGACUUUACCGGUGGAAUAGAAAUAUAUGAUGUUAUUAAAAAAGAAAUUGAUGGAAUGGAAAUUGGUGUAUUAGUAAAUAACGUUGGAAUAAGUUAUGCUUAUGCUGAAUAUUUUAACAAAGUUCCAAAUGCAGAAGAACUCUUCAAUAACUUGAUAAAGACGAAUGUGAUUUCUUGCACCUUGAUGAUGCGAAUGAUAAUGCCACAAAUGGUAGAAAGAAAAAAAGGUGUAAUAAUUAACAUGUCAUCAUUCAGUGCAGCAAAUCCAGUGCCUCUCUUAAGUGUAUAUGCAGCUACAAAGACCUAUGUAGAUUAUUUAUCUCAAGCUGUACAAGUGGAAUAUAAAAGCAAAGGAUUGAUCAUUCAGGUAAAAAUAUAUGAUGAAAAUAUAGUUUUAAAAUAUUAUUUAAUGCUUGUUAUUACAUCCAUAAACUGCAGUUAUGACUGUGAUUAAUGACUUGUUAUUCAC
Centruroides sculpturatus (bark scorpion) is the source of this 884-nucleotide messenger RNA. RefSeq names its product very-long-chain 3-oxoacyl-CoA reductase-B-like. The transcript has 8 exons. Lineage: Eukaryota; Metazoa; Arthropoda; Arachnida; Scorpiones; Buthidae. Gene Ontology annotation, molecular function: oxidoreductase activity. Gene Ontology annotation, cellular component: endoplasmic reticulum. The record is from RefSeq and is a predicted model, not a curated record. The coding region runs from base 51 to 869 and encodes 272 amino acids.